AUGAUGAAGGCUGAAGUUAGAAGGUGUCGUCGUUGUAAAAGGAAGAGGUUGGAUGAUGAACCGCCAGAAGUUAGACAAUAUAAGACUUGUGCCAAAUGUCGGAUAAUAGAACGUAAUAAGAAGAAUCUGAGAAAACCAUUGGCUGAAGAGACUAUGUUAUAUGGAUUGAAACAGUUUAGAGAACAAGCUUCUAGUGAUAAUUAUUUAGAAGAAGAAGGAUUAUUAAAAGAUGAAUUCUUUAAAAGAUUCCAUAAUAAACCAUUUAAUUAUGAAGCUGAAUUACAACAAGUUUUAAAUAAUCCCAAUUAUGUCAGUCCUGUGAUAAAUAAUCCUCAUAAUGACAAUACUCCACGUGAAUCAAUGACAUCUCAACAAUAUACAUUCAGACCAAGUUAUAGUUCAGGUGGAACUUCUCAAACAGCUCCUACUACAAGUUCUUCCUCGAAUCAAGGUAUUACUCCCGUAGUUUCGAAAUUUCAAACUUAUCAACAACCUAAAAUAAUAAACCUUAAGACAGGGUUAGUACAGACCAAUAGAUCAAAGAAUACUCAAACUUUACAACAACAACAGCAUCAACAACAUCAACAGCAACAACAAUAUCAACAAUCUCAAGCUUACACGUCUCUGCAAAAUAAUAGACAUGAAUUAUAUGAUGGACCUGAAGAAGAUAUCUUUGAAGAGAUCUUUAAAUUGGGGAAUAAAGAAGAACUCGAUGAGAAUGUCAGUUAUAGUAAGACUGAUAUUGAUCCAUAUUUAUAUAAGAAUGUUACAUCUGAUUAUCAACAAUUUUUAUUAAAUUUAUUACAUAAGAGACAAGCGGGUGAAAAUAUGAAAAAUCUUGUUUAUCUUAAAGAAUAUAAUGAUGAAUUUACUGAUAAUUUAGGAAGAUAUGAUGCUAAUUCAAAUACUGGUACUAGAUUAACUAAUGUUAGAUAUGGUGAAAAACAAUUACGGAUGCAUUUACAAAAUAAUUUAAAAUCGCUUUAUAUUGAACCAAUCAUUGCAACUAUUAAUCUUCCAUAUAAUCAAGAUUCUACUAAUUUAAAUGAUUUUAGAAGUUCAGCAUCAAUUAAAAAUAUUUAUAAUUUCAAUUCCCCAAAUAGUUCAACUAAUAAAGUAUAUCUGAAAAUCAAAAGUUCAUCAAUUUAUUUAAAUUAUAAUCGAAAAUAUAAUUUAUUAAUUAUAAAAGUUAAUCAUUUUGUAUUUAAACCAUCAACUCAAACUUAUUCUGGAGAAUUAAAGGGGAAAGUAAGAGAAUUAUAUAAGAAAUUAGAAUAUCAAAACAAUUUACAAUUGAAUGGAGUUAAACUGAUUGAUUAUGAUUCUCAUACUGGAUCAGUAGUGUAUGAUAAAUUAUUUACAUUUCUUGAUGUUUAUCCUGAUUCAUUAGUUAAAGAAAUUAAGAAUUUGAAUAAGGAAGAUUUCAUUAGUGAUUUUGUUAAUUUUUCUACUGUUUUCAAAGCUGAUGAUAAUGAAGUUAAUGGAGGUACUCCACAAGUUGAAGACCAUGAAGCUGAGAAGAAUGGUAUAAUAGAAGAAGAAGAAGAAGAAGAAGAGGAAGAGGAUAUUGCUGAAGGUGAAGAGGAGGCAGGAGAAGACGAUGAAGAAGAAGACGAUGAAGAAGAAGAAGACAGUGAAGAUGAUUUGGAAGACGAUUUAACCAUCAAUAAUGACGGGGAUAUUUCUACAAUUACAUUUCCUGCUAGUACCAUAACUAUUCCUGAACAACCACCACAAGUAGCCAAAGAAUCCACAGCAGAGAUCGUUGAUCCUGUAUUCAAACCUGAAUAG
Scheffersomyces coipomensis is the source of this 1791-nucleotide messenger RNA. RefSeq lists its product as uncharacterized. NCBI's taxonomy places the organism in Eukaryota, Fungi, Ascomycota, Pichiomycetes, Serinales, Debaryomycetaceae. The record is from RefSeq and is a predicted model, not a curated record. The transcript has a single exon. The coding region runs from base 1 to 1791 and encodes 596 amino acids.